ACUUUGUUCCCUAGGGAGAGAAGGCAUGAUGACCAGCUCCCCAUUCCUGGAUCCCUGGCCGUCCAAAGCGGUGUCCAUCCGUGGGAACCUGGGCCUGGGGGACCAUCCCAAUGACUCGUACUGCUAUAGCUCAGCUAAAAACAGCACUGUGCUUCAGGGGGUCACCUUCGGAGGCAUCCCCACUGUCCUGCUCAUAGAUGUCAUCUGCUUUCUGUUUUUAGUCCUGGUGUUUUCCAUCAUAAGGAGAAGAUUCUGGGAUUAUGGCCGCAUAGCCCUGGUAUCAGAAGCAGGCAGUGAGGCCAGAUUCCAGAGGUUGUCGUCGUCAUCUUCUUCUUCCUCAGGGCAACAAGACUUUGAAAACGAACUGGGAUGCUGCCCUUGGCUGACUGCCAUCUUCCGCCUGACCGAUGACCAGAUCCUGGAGUGGUGUGGGGAGGAUGCCAUCCACUACCUGUCCUUCCAGAGGCACAUCAUCUUCCUGCUGGUGGUGAUCAGCUUCUUGUCCCUGUGCGUCAUCUUGCCUGUCAACCUCUCAGGAGACUUGCUGGAUAAAGACCCCUACAGCUUUGGGAGGACAACAGUGGCCAACCUGCAGACCAACAAUGACCUCCUUUGGCUGCACACCGUCUUCUCCGUCAUCUACCUCUUCCUCACCGUGGGCUUCAUGUGGCAUCACACACGGUCCAUCAGAUACAAAGAGGAAAGCCUGGUGAGACAGACCCUGUUCAUCACAGGACUCCCCAGAGAAACAAGAAAGGAGACGGUGGAGAGCCACUUCCGGGAUGCGUAUCCCACGUGUGAGGUGGUGGAUGUCCAGCUGUGCUACAGCGUGGCUAAGCUGAUGUACCUGUGCAGAGAGAGGAAGAAGGCAGAGAAGAGCCUUGCCUAUUACACAAACCUACAGGCCAAGACAGGCCGACUGACCCUCAUCAACCCCAAGACUUGUGGCCAGUUCUGCUGCUGCGAAGUGCAGGGCUGCGAGCGGGAAGACGCUAUCUCUUAUUACACCCGAAUGAAUGACAGACUGCUAGAGAGGAUUACAGCUGAGGAGUGCCGGGUCCAGGACCAGCCCCUAGGAAUGGCCUUUGUCACCUUCCGUGAGAAGUCCAUGGCUACUUUCAUCCUGAAAGACUUUAAUGCCUGCAAGUGCCAGGGCCUUAGGUGUAAAGGUGAGCCCCAGCCAUCCUCCUAUAGCAAAGAGCUCUGUGUCUCCAAGUGGAUUGUCACCUUUGCCUCGUACCCUGAGGACAUCUGCUGGAAGAACCUCUCCAUCCAGGGCGUCCGCUGGUGGCUGCAGUGGCUGGGAGUCAACUUCACUCUGUUUGUGGUGCUGUUUUUCCUGACCACACCCUCCAUCAUCCUGUCUACCAUGGACAAGUUCAAUGUCACCAAACCCAUUCAUGCGCUGAAUAACCCUGUCAUCAGCCAGUUUUUCCCCACACUCCUGCUGUGGUCCUUCUCGGCUCUGCUUCCCUCCAUUGUCUACUACUCCACACUGCUGGAGUCUCACUGGACGAGGUCGGGGGAAAACCGGAUCAUGGUGUCAAAGGUCUAUAUAUUCUUGAUCUUCAUGGUGCUGAUCCUGCCCUCCCUCGGCCUGACUAGCCUGGAUUUCUUCUUCCGGUGGCUCUUUGACAAAACUUCCUCAGAGGGCUCCAUCAGGUUGGAGUGCGUCUUCCUGCCAGACCAAGGUGCCUUCUUUGUGAACUACGUCAUCGCCUCAGCCUUCAUCGGCAGCGGCAUGGAGCUGCUGCGGCUGCCCGGCCUCAUCCUCUAUACCUUCCGCAUGAUCAUGGCCAAGACGGCCGCUGACCGCAGGAAUGUUAAGCAGAACCAGGCCUUUGAAUACGAGUUUGGAGCCAUGUAUGCGUGGACGUUGUGUGUCUUCACCGUCAUUAUGGCUUACAGCAUCACUUGCCCCAUUAUUGUGCCAUUUGGCCUCAUCUACAUCCUGCUCAAGCAUCUGGUAGACCGGCACAACCUGUACUUCGCUUACCUCCCGGCCAAGCUGGAGAAGAGGAUCCACUUUGCCGCUGUGAACCAGGCCUUGGCUGCUCCCAUCCUCUGCCUCUUCUGGCUUUUCUUUUUCUCCUUCCUUCGUCUGGGUCUGAAGGCCCCCGCCACUCUCUUCACCUUCGUGGUGGUGCUGCUCACCAUUCUGGCCUGCCUGCUCUACACCUGCUUUGGAUGCUUCAAGCACCUGAGCCCCUGGAACUACAAGACAGAAGAGUCAGCAAGUGACAGAGGAAACGAAGCAGAGGCCCAUGUGCCCUCAUCAUUCACACCCUAUGUGCCUCGGAUUCUGAAUGGUUUGGCUUCAGAGAGGACAGCGCUGUCCCCACAGCAGCAGCAGACCUAUGGCGCCAUCCGUAACAUCAGUGGGACUCUUCCUGGGCAGCUUGUGGCUCAGAAUCCUAGCGACAGUGUGGCCUGUGCCUACCAGGAAUCCUGAGAGUGGGCAAGCUGCUGGUCUGGCAGGCUCUGGGCACUCAGGAGGCCCGAGGGACAGAAGGGACUGGAACCCAGGCAGGCUCUUGAGUUCUUUCCUGUUUUAAAGCUCCUGUCUUGUGAGAAGAGGGAACCAGUGGGUCAUGGGGGCUCGGGCCCUUGGCCGAGGGGAUACGGUAGGGCUGCUGUCCCUACGAGACUCCUGUAGGCUGCCUUUCUGGUUCUAGUGUGGGGAGCACCUGCAGCCCCCUCCCUCGUGUGGUCACAUGAGGAUAUGCACACUUAUCCCCCCAUCCACUCAGCGAGGGUACAGCUCUGUAGGUGGGAUGACGUCCCUAGUGGUUUGUAGCCAAGAUCAUGUGUUGGAAUUUUGCCCUCAGGCUGAUCGGAGUUGGAGACUAUGGGUUGAUGCGGAGUUGUGUCCAGGAAAGCCCUGGACACUGUUUAGCCUUCUGCAAUGACCGGCGAGCCUGAGACGGAGCCCAUGUGGGGUCCUACAAUGCUUCCUCAGCCCCUUCUCAAGGAUCAGUGGACAGAUGUAGAGACAAGGAAGUAUCUUGUCCUUGCUUACAGCAGCAGGGCAGCAAACUCCUGCCCAUUGGCUAUAUAGCCACCUCUGCACCUGCUGGGCCUCUGGGCUUUUGUAUCCUGUUGCCCAAGAUUCCGUGACUGGGGUCACCCCGCAGUAGGCAGGGACACUGAGAACCAUCAAUAAAGUACCU
Molecule: messenger RNA, 3170 nt
Organism: Peromyscus eremicus (cactus mouse)
Lineage: Eukaryota; Metazoa; Chordata; Mammalia; Rodentia; Cricetidae
Gene: Tmem63a
Product: transmembrane protein 63A
Exons: 22
Coding region: 26-2452 (808 amino acids)
Cellular component (GO): plasma membrane
Molecular function (GO): calcium-activated cation channel activity; nucleic acid binding
Source: RefSeq, a predicted model, not a curated record